AUGACCAGGUGUCUCUGUGCUAAGGACCCACACAAUGGAACAGGGGUUGUGGAAUUCCUUCUCCUGGGACUCUCAGAUAAUCCUCAAGUUCAGCCUCUUCUCUUCUGCCUCUUCCUGUCCAUGUACCUUGUCACCAUCACUGGAAACCUGCUCAUCAUCCUGGCUGUCAGCUCAGACUCCCACCUGCAUACCCCCAUGUACUUCUUCCUCUCUGUCCUGUCCCUGAGUGAUGUCGGUUUUACUUCCACCACAGUUCCAAAGGUGAUUUGGGACAUCCACACAAAGAGCAAAAUCAUCUCUUAUGCAGGCUGCCUGGUGCAAUUGUCUCUCUUUAGCCUUUUUGCUUUUUUGGACAGUGUUAUUCUCACAGUGAUGGCUUAUGAUAGGUUUGUGGCCAUUUGUCACCCCCUACAUUACACAGUCAUCAUGAACCCCCGCCUCUGUGGCCUGCUGUUUCUGACAUCUUUUUCCUUCUGCUUCUUGAAUGCACAACUGCAUUGGGCGAUUCUUCUACCACUUACCUUUUGCAAUCAUGUGGAAGUUCCUCAUUUUUUCUGUGACCUGCCUCAACUCAUCAUACUUGCCUGUGGGGAUACCUCCAUCAAUAACAUAUUAAUGUAUUUUAUCAGUGCUGUCCUUGGUGCUGUGCCAAUCUCAGGGAUUCUUUUCUCUUACAUGAGAAUUGUCUGUUCCAUUUUGAGGAUCUCAUCCACAGGUGGGAGGUACAAAGCCUUUUCCACCUGUGGCUCUCACCUGUGUGUUGUCUGCUUAUUUUAUGGAACAGGACUUGGGGUAUACCUCAGUUCAGUUAUUUUCCAUUCUUCCAAGAAUGUUGCUGUGACCUCAGUGGUGUAUGCAAUGGUUGUCCCCAUGCUGAACCCCUUCAUCUAUAGCCUGAGAAACAAGGAUAUUAAGAGAGCCUUCCAGAAGAUUUUCAGUAAACCCCUAUAG
Suncus etruscus (white-toothed pygmy shrew) is the source of this 951-nucleotide messenger RNA. Its product is annotated as olfactory receptor 7E24-like. Gene Ontology annotation, biological process: G protein-coupled receptor signaling pathway. NCBI's taxonomy places the organism in Eukaryota, Metazoa, Chordata, Mammalia, Eulipotyphla, Soricidae. The transcript is spliced from 2 exons. The record is from RefSeq and is a predicted model, not a curated record. Gene Ontology annotation, cellular component: membrane. Bases 1 to 951 code for a protein of 316 amino acids. Gene Ontology annotation, molecular function: G protein-coupled receptor activity; olfactory receptor activity.